Hordeum vulgare subsp. vulgare (domesticated barley) is the source of this 2502-nucleotide messenger RNA. RefSeq names its product calcium/calmodulin-dependent protein kinase type IV-like. The record is from RefSeq and is a predicted model, not a curated record. Gene Ontology annotation, molecular function: protein kinase activity; ATP binding. Bases 379 to 2502 code for a protein of 707 amino acids. Gene Ontology annotation, biological process: protein phosphorylation. The transcript has 2 exons. NCBI's taxonomy places the organism in Eukaryota, Viridiplantae, Streptophyta, Magnoliopsida, Poales, Poaceae.
UCCUCCCUAUUUGACUCUUUGACCCCGUUUUCCACUCGCGUUGCCGGCCGUUCCACGUGGCCGGUCAGCACAUUCCCUAACGCGGGACCCACCACGAGAGGCCCACAGGUCAGGCCCCGGCACGAGGAAAACCCCGGCCCCGCGCGCCAUGGCCGAAAUCCUCACGUGCUUUUCCCGCCAUCAACAACCAGCCCCGCACGCAAGAUCGCGCGCCGAACUCCCCCGCGCGCCAUAAAUACAAAUCUUCCAUCCCCUCCCACACCACCAACAACACAUUCGGAUUCAGGCAUCGAUCGGCGCGCGCGCGCACAAACUUCAACCAUCACCGUGUCAUCCGAGGACACCCCAAUCUUCCAAGAAAACGCAGGAGGGUUGCCGAUGGCGGAGGAUGCCGCCGCGGGGACCAGCGGCCGGCGCCGGCUGACGCGCGUCCGCACGCUCGGCCGCGGCGCGUCCGGCGCCGUGGUGUCGCUCUUCGCGGCCGGCGACGGCGACGAGCUGCUCGCGGUGAAGUCAGCCGCGGCCGCCUCCGGGGGCGCGGCGCAGCUGCGGCGGGAGGGUGGCAUCCUGGCCUCCCUCUGCUCGCCCUACGUGCUCCCCUGCCUCGGCUCCCGCGCCGCGGCCGGCGGGGAGUACCAGCUCUUCCUCGAGUUCGCGCCCGGCGGCUCCCUCGCCGACGAGGUGGAGCGGAACGGCGGCUGCCUCGAGGAAGGCGCCGUCCGCGCCUACGCGGCCGACGUGGCCAGGGGCCUCGCGUACCUCCACGGGGAGUCCAUGGUCCACGGCGACGUCAAGGGCCGGAACGUGGUGAUCGGCGCCGACGGCUGGGCCAAGCUCGCCGACUUCGGGUGCGCCCGGAGCGUCGGCUCGGCGGGGCCGAUCGGGGGCACGCCAGCGUUCAUGGCGCCCGAGGUGGCGCGCGGGGAGGAGCAGGGCCCGGCCGCCGACGUCUGGGCCCUGGGCUGCACCGUCAUCGAGAUGGCGACCGGCCGCGCCCCCUGGAGCCACAUGGACGACGUGGUCGCGGCGGUGCGCCUGAUCGGGUACACGGACGCCGUGCCGGAGGCGCCCGAGCGGCUGUCGUCGGAGGCCAAGGACUUCCUUGACAAGUGCUUCAGGCGGUGCGCCGGCGAGCGGUGGACGGCGGAGCAGCUGCUUGAGCACCCGUUCCUGGCGUUCGCCGGCUGCGGCGCCGACGUCGAGUCGGCGGAGCUGAAGGGCAAGUGGGUUUCCCCCAAGAGCACAUUGGACGCCGCAAUGUGGGAAUCCGACGCCGACGAGGACGAGAAGGUGCCCGAUGAUGACACGGCCAAGAGGAUGAAGGCAUUGGCAGCCUCCUACUCGGUCUUGCCGGACUGGGAAUCUGAGGACGGCUGGAUCGACGUAUUGAGCUGCCAAUCCGAGCUUCCCCAUUCCCCGGCGGCCGAGCCGUGCUGCAGUGAAGCUCCCGAUUCGCCGGCGACCGCGCCGGCUGAGCAGGCGAUGUCCAGCGGAUAUUUCUGGGACGACGAAAGAUUAGAAGCAGAAUUAGGAGUAGAAGAAGCCGGAGUCAUUGGUGCUGCCGUGCUGAUGGCCGCGGCGCCGCCCGACGAGACGGCGUACGAUUAUGUCGAAGGCUUCCGGGACGAAGGAUCGUCGGCAGUACUAGAAGCAGAGCUGGACGCCGAAGCUUUCGACGCCGGCGGCGGCGAGGUCGCCGCGCACAAUGUAGGAGUAGCCAAUCAAGUUCCAGUAGUGAAUCAGCAAGAUGUACAUUGGUGGGAUUGGAUCGCUUGCGAUCAGGCUGUAGUUAGUGUUGAUAGAUGUGACAAAGGAAUACUAGUAAACUCGUUGAUGAAGAUGCCGAAUUUCCUCUAUUCGUCCUUCGCUCUCCUCUACCAGACCUCGGCGUACACCACAGAAUCAGCCGAGCGUAUGAGCAGAACGUACGGCGAACUCCAGCAUGGGAUUGCACCUGCCGUGGAGCAACAGUUGGAGCGAAACCACCAAUGCGCUCUGCUCGUCGACCCACCGGAACGAACAAAGGGCAUGAAAACGACGGCGUCUCACAAUCUCAUCCGUUUCCAUUGCCGACAGCUCAGGAACCCAAUUCAACCACACCACAUCUACCCGAUGGAUCGUGCCGCACGCGUUCCUCAAACUGGAAGCAACAGCGAGCGAGAAAAGGGCCCCGUAAUCCCGUGGCGACCAUUGGCAAUUGCUGACAAAUGUGGCAAGCAGCAGAGGUACUACGUGUGCGAACCUCCGAUCGGCUCCAUUGCAGUGCGGAAACAGCUGGUGUGGCCAGCUUUUGCGAGCGUAUCGUCCAAGUGGCAGGCAGGGGCGACUGUGCAGUUGGGCAGCCGCACACGCCGGUCCGGCAGCUCCAGCUCCAGCUCCAGCCAGCCAAGGUUGUUGGCAGGAAAGCACCAUCGGUUGGGCAUACGGUGCAGUUGGUUAUUAUCCAUGACGCUCGUCCAAAUCCCCUCGGGUUACAGCGCCAAGGUAGAUGUGGGCGCCUGA